Saccostrea cuccullata (small rock oyster) is the source of this 1167-nucleotide messenger RNA. RefSeq lists its product as uncharacterized. NCBI's taxonomy places the organism in Eukaryota, Metazoa, Mollusca, Bivalvia, Ostreida, Ostreidae. The transcript has 2 exons. Gene Ontology annotation, molecular function: protein binding. The record is from RefSeq and is a predicted model, not a curated record. Bases 5 to 1120 code for a protein of 371 amino acids.
CAAGAUGUGUAUCCAAAAACUUUUUAUCAUAACAGUUUCGCUGUUUUUAUUUAAUACUGAAGAAGUGUCUGGGCUGCUAAUGCAUGAAAUUUCAAAUACAAGUAAUACGAUUCAUGGUUUAGGGGGACACAAUGUCGAAGCCACAGAAAUAAUGAAAAUGCUUCAGAAUCUGACGGCUGAGGUACAAAACCUCAAGAAACAAACAGAAAUCGACAAAUCUACUAUUCGGAUAUUAAAGCAAAAUUGUACCGUUCUUGGCGAAGAAAAUAGGUCGCUUCAUAACAGAUUAUUCCUUUUGGAAGUUGGAAUGAAUCAGCUAAAUUCGUCUAAGCUACCUUCUAGUGAAGAAUUAAUGGUCUAUUUGAGAAGCUCAAAACACAUAGUUCAAACAUUAGUUGCAAACGAAGAAUAUGACAAGAAUCUAACUCUGCGACUGAAUGAAGUGGAGGAUAAUUUGACAAAAUGUGAUGCGCAGAAUAAAAACUUUACUCAGCGACUUAAUGAAGUAGUGAUUAGUUUGCAUGAAAAUGAAGUAUGUGACAAAAAAGUAAUACAACAGGUCGGUGUUGCAAUGAAAAAUUUGGAAGAUUUAAAGGUUCAAAUGCGUUACAUAAGCUUAUCACUACUAGAUGUUCAUUCUCAGACGGAAGAACUAAAUACAACAUUAUUCAGAAGUUAUGACGAUCAAAUAAGGGAAGUGUCGGCACGAAUAACCAAUAUUACACAGAAAGUAGCCUUUACGGCCGGUGUGACGUCACAAAGCAGCUCCUGGAGAAGUGGUGCCUUGGUGUUUGAUAGGAUUGUCUACAGCAUAGGAGGAGGAUAUGACUCCAGUACUGGUGUCUUCACAUCUCCUGUAGACGGACACUUUGUUUUCUUCGCCAACGUACAAGCUUAUUCGAACCAUUACGUAUUUACUUAUAUAGUGCUCAAUGGCUCUGCUAAAGUGACAACAAUGGCAUUUAGUGGUUCGUCUCAUCAAACAUACUCGGCAGGACCGAACUUGGUGGUACUGAAACUUCAAAAAGGAGACCGAGUUUGGGUUAAAUGUUAUUCUGGGGCUGGGUAUCAUACUCAAGGUGAUGCUCCAAUGACAACAUUCUCUGGAUUCCAAAUAUAAUUUGAUUAAAUUAUUCUUAUUAUGUGAAAAUAUUUCAGGCAUUCUUU